This is a messenger RNA of Phaedon cochleariae (mustard beetle), 2299 nucleotides long. The record is from the annotation of a GenBank genome assembly. NCBI's taxonomy places the organism in Eukaryota, Metazoa, Arthropoda, Insecta, Coleoptera, Chrysomelidae.
CCAAGACCACAAGAGGAAAAAUAAGAAGUGCAAGCGAAGUACGAUCUUAACCUAACAAACUGUUUGCAUUUCGUGUUAUGUUUAUAUUUGCUAUUUUGAAUAUUUUCAUUUGAAAUCUCCACUUUGAUUUUGAUUCUCAUACCACAGUCUUACACAGGGUAUUUCAAGGCUCUAUUAAUACCCCUUCUGGUAAUUUCAUUCGUUUUGCACUUUACACAAGAAGUGAGAUGUCCCGUAAAAAAGAUAUAUCUAGAGAAGAAAUAGCCAAGCAGUUCUUGUUGCCAGAAAGACAAUCUAAAAUAGAUACGCUAUUGAAACAAGAUGGCCAGGCGUAUUGUAUUUGUCGAUCUUCUGAUUCUUCUAGAUUCAUGAUAGCAUGUGAUGCAUGUGAAGAAUGGUACCACGGAGACUGCAUCAAGAUAUCGGAGAAAGAAGCCAAAUCGAUCAAACAGUACUUCUGCAUCCGAUGCAAAGAAGAAGACUCCACCUUGGUGACGCGAUGGAAGACGAAGAAAGAGCAGCGAGAAGAGUCCGCUUCCGUGUCCGCGUAUGCGCAAACGGAAGCGGAAGAUCGCAAAUCGAGGAAGAGGAAAGAACGAAGCGAUGGGGGUAAAGCGGACAAGAAGAUCAAGAAGUGCGGCGAAUGCGUCGGCUGUUAUAGAACGGAGGACUGCGGCAGGUGCGACGUGUGUACGAGGCGGAUCAGACACGGCUCGUCGAAGACCAAGGAGCGGUGUAAGCAGCGGGUGUGCGUCAGUUCGCUGCCAGGAGCGAGGCGCAAAAGGCGCGACUCCAGCUCCGAUCGCGAGCAGCCUUCCAACGCCCACUUGAAGACCGAGUUCGCACGUCAUUGCUACGGCCCGAAGUGCGUCAACAGCGCCCGAUUUGGGUCGAAGUAUUGCUCAGACCAGUGCGGCAUGAAUCUGUCGAAGACGCGGAUCCUGCAAGUGCUGCCGCAGCGGUUGCAGGAGUGGGCGCUGAGUCCGUCGGCGGCCGAGGAGAUGAACACCAAAGCUCUGGACCAAGUUCGAAAGCAGCAAGUCGAAGUCCACCAGAUCCUGAAAGAGUUAGACAAGCGGCACAAGGAACUCGACUCUAUCAUCGAGCGGGCCAAAAGCGCCUCGAUCGAUCCCGACCAGGAGAACGACAACGAGGAAGAUGCGGAGAUAUCGAUGUUUUGCGUGACUUGCGGGCUGGAGAUCCAUUCGCGCACCGCCAUAAAGCACAUGGAGAAGUGCUUUAACAAGUACGAGUCGCAGGCGUCGUUCGGGUCUGUGUUCAAGACCAGGAUCGAAGCUUUGUCUACGAGAUUUCCAUCAGACUAUAUUUUGAUUUGUUGUUCUCGCAGGCAACAACAUGUUUUGCGCCUUCUAUUACACGAACAACAAGACGUAUUGCAGGCGGCUGAGUGUGCCGGAACACUGCAAAAACCCGAGGCCGUCCUUUCAUUCGAUGACAUGACAGAUGAAACUGAUAAAAGCUGUUUCUUCAUUUCUUGUUUUUCAUUGGUAGACAUUUUUACGCCUAAGCCUACAAGCAACAACAUGUUCUGCGACUUCUUCAACAUGAACAACAAGACGUACUGCAAGCGGCUGAGGGUGCUGUGUCCGGAACACUGCAAGGACCCGAAGAUAGGCGAUCACGAGGUGUGCGGCUGUCCCCUGGUCACCAACGUGUUUCUCUCUACCGGCGAAUUCUGUCGCGCGUCGAAAAAGUCCUGUACGAAGCAUUACGUGUGGGAGAAGCUGAGGAGAGCCGAAAUCGACUUGGAGCGGGUGCGCCAAUGGCUCAAGAUGGACGAGCUGUUGGAGAAGGAGCGCCAGAUCAGGACGAGCAUGGCGAACCGAGCUGGGGUGCUAGCUCUGAUGCUGCACAGCACCUACAACCACGAGCUGAUGGAGCGGAUCAGCAAGGCGCAGGAUCAGCAGAGCGUGCAAAGGGAGAUCGCCAAGCAGAUGAAGCACCGAUUUUCCUAGUUUGUGAGUUGUCUUUUCGAUGUGGAAUUUAUUGAAUAAACGCUUGAUAAUGUGACAACACAUCAUCUUUUUUUGAAUUGAAUUGAAAUUGAAUCACUAAAUCGAGGAUGGAAAUAAAGUGAUAUGUUGAUUUCCAUUGAGCUGAAGUAUUGAAAAUAUAAGUCUCACUUUUAUUCGUAAAAUAUAUGGAUUGCGAAGUAUCAAUUUCCAAAUAAAUACAUGUUUUGACGAAUUUUCGUUUUUUCAUAAAAUUUAGUUUUUUUCAAACUACAGUGUGAGGAAAAUUUGAAAUAUUUUAUUCUUGAUGUUGAAAAUUUUCUGUC